This is a messenger RNA of Rodentolepis nana, 462 nucleotides long. NCBI's taxonomy places the organism in Eukaryota, Metazoa, Platyhelminthes, Cestoda, Cyclophyllidea, Hymenolepididae. The record is from the annotation of a GenBank genome assembly.
AUGUCUCCUGCCACGAAUUCGGUUUCUACGCCUCAGCUGAGAACAAGAAAUCAAAAUCCACACGUUCCUCAUGAAGUUAGGCCUCUUCCACACUCGCCUACUCAACAUUCUGACGCCAUGUCCCCAGUGUAUCAUCUCCCAGAAUUCGUCAAUUCACCACCGAAGAAUCCCGAGACUUCUCCAAAACGUGAGAGCAAGUUGCAGAGACUUAGUCGUGUAAAGGACGAGUGUAUACCAACGAGGCAGAUAGAUAAACAUCUAGAGAGUGAGAUCACAGAAAUGCAAAACCAGAUAGAUGCCAAGGAGAGAGAAUUGAAGUCCUGCAGGCGAAGAGCUGAUGACCUAUCCUUUAAAUUGGAUGUUAUUCGUAGAUGGUGUGAGUGGCUAACUCAACCACCGGGAAGACAUGUUCCUCGGCCCAAUACCAAUCCAUACUUUGAGGCUGAGGAGGUAGUUAAUUAA